Molecule: messenger RNA, 1318 nt
Organism: Hevea brasiliensis (rubber tree)
Lineage: Eukaryota; Viridiplantae; Streptophyta; Magnoliopsida; Malpighiales; Euphorbiaceae
Product: ATP-dependent Clp protease proteolytic subunit-related protein 4, chloroplastic
Exons: 8
Coding region: 72-998 (308 amino acids)
Biological process (GO): protein quality control for misfolded or incompletely synthesized proteins
Cellular component (GO): endopeptidase Clp complex
Molecular function (GO): serine-type endopeptidase activity; ATP-dependent peptidase activity; ATPase binding
Source: RefSeq, a predicted model, not a curated record
CAUCGAGCAUCGGCGGCCAAUUCUGUUUCCGCAUCUUCAUUUCAAUCUCUCAGCAAUUAGCUACGCUGUCAAUGGUGUUCGCUGCCGCAACAGCAUCGAGCCUGGCGCUCCACGCGCUCAUGUUAGCAUCGCCACUGGCUUCAUUACGAACAUCAAGCUCCAACCGAACCUUAGCUUUCUCUUCCUUAUCCUCUUCUCCUAGAACUUCUCUCUCAACAAGCUUCUUGUCCCCCUUCGCCGCCGGCGGAACUGUCAUCGGCGACUUCUCCGGCAUAAAAAUUCGACCUGAAUGUCUCAAUCCGGCUUCAAUUUCCAGUUCUAAAGGCAAAAGAAGCGUUGUCACUAUGGUUAUUCCUUAUACUAGGGGAAGUGCGUGGGAGCAACCUCCCCCUGACUUAGCAUCUUACCUGUUCAAGAAUCGGAUUGUUUACUUGGGCAUGUCUCUUGUACCUUCUGUCACAGAGUUAAUACUUGCAGAAUUUCUUUACCUUCAGUAUGAGGAUGAAGAGAAACCUAUUUACCUCUAUAUAAACUCCACUGGUACAACCAAGGGUGGUGAAAAGCUGGGUUAUGAGACAGAGGCUUUUGCAAUCUAUGAUGUUAUGGGGUAUGUCAAGCCACCUAUAUUUACCCUCUGUGUUGGUAACGCUUGGGGAGAAGCAGCUUUACUUCUGGCUGCUGGGUCAAAGGGAAAUCGAUCUGCACUACCUUCAUCAACUAUCAUGAUAAAACAGCCAAUAGGAAGAUUUCAAGGUCAAGCAACAGAUGUCGACCUUGCAAGAAAAGAAGUCAAGAAUGUGAAAGCAGAAUUGGUCAAUCUCCUGGCGAAGCAUAUUGGAAAAUCACCUGAACAGAUUGAAGCAGACAUCAGUCGCCCAAAAUAUUUUAAUCCAGCUGAGGCAGUUGAAUAUGGCAUCAUAGACAAGGUACUAUAUAAUGAAAGGAGCACCAAAGACCGUGGAGUUGUUUCUGACCUUAAAAAGGCACAGCUUAUAUGAUUGACAGAAAUUUAGAUUGGUGAUUGUUGUGAGUAAUCAGAGAAGGUUAUGUUAAUUUGCAUUUGGCUGAAGCGAAGUAUAUUGAAUUGACGGUGACACAAACGAACCAAGAAAUGGAAUGUGGCCUUGAAUGGGAGCAAGGUUGUGGAUAUUAUAACCUUGAAGCUUUUUUAGAUAUGGAUUAUGCUGUUUCUGUGGUUAAUCUAAACGUAUAACAAGCAUUUGUUGUAACAUAAUGUAUUGCAAAAAUAUGAAUGCACAUGCAUUGAUGCAUGUAAUUUCAUGCAGAUCAAUUUAAUUGUAGCUACUUAGUUUGUUUC